AUUUCGCGCGCAAUUGCAUGCAGCAGGUGUCAAGGACUACAUCAAUCCAUUCAUUGAGGAUAGUGGCAACGUUGAGGUAGAAAUGGCUGAAUCGAUGCUCAUCUUGAGAAUGUGUUCCAUAAUGAUGGUCCUUGGUUUUUCAGGUAAGAAUACAAAAUCCUAAACUCUUCUUCAAGGUUUGAAUAUUUCUAUAAAUAAACAUAUUAAUUAGGCCUACUUUGAUAUUUGUUGGGAGUGGGAUUAUUUUUUGUUUUUAAUUGUAUUUAUUCGAUUAUUUAUUUGUUUAUUUGUUAAUUAUUUGUCAAUAUGCAUUUGCCUAUAGUUUAAAUAAUAUAUACAUAUAUAGACACAAAAUGUCACUGUUGGAGUUCAUUUGUUUGAAUCUGGGGUAUGUAUGCCUCAGUGUAAUGACUUUCUUCAUUAAAAUCCUUGGCAGAAAUGGUUUUUAUCCAUAUCCAAUAUACUAUUUAAAUAUCAGUAUAUCAGAGCUGGUAUAGCCUAUAUAUGACGAUCAUAUCACUGCUGCAGAUGUAGGAUCUUAAUUUGAUCACCCUGUUGCAGGAGAACUUUCCUGCGAUGUGGGACAUUUAAAAACUUGGUGUGUGUUUAAAAAGGCUUCUGAAGUUUGUAAUUUCCACUUUGACAUUUCAGACUUCAUUUCCACUUAAGAUACAUUUAUCAAGCCCUACAAAAAUGUACAUUAAUUAUAAUCCACAUAAUAAGUCACAUUUCCUGUUGCUGCAGGAUUAUUUUCCUGCUGUAGAAAACUGGCUUCCCCUCACAGGGAACAUGGUUCACAGUUUGUGUUCUGUCAUGAGAUUCACUGGACUUGUUUGUCUUACUUUUCAUUUACAUGUUUUUUAAUCUUACCUAAGGGAUUCAAUCCAACUUUACAGAGCUAACUAAUGUGAACAUUUUCCUUGCCAAUUUUCCCUACAUGUACAGUAUACAGCAUUUUCAACACAUUCCUCAAGUACAUGAAUGUGGUACUACAUCCAUACAGCAUUCCUAAUACUAGAACAUAGGAGAGAAUACUGAGUUUGGUCAUUAUGUUAAAACAUUUGAUAGAAUUAAAUCCAAUCUCUACUGAGUUUCAUCAGCAUGAGGUGUACCCAGAGCAAUGUCCAAGCUCAUCUAUUCCUGAUGCUGAAUUGUAAUAGGAGAUAAAUGCUUUCUGAAUCCAUCCCAGCCCAUAACUUGGCAGUGAUCUUUAAAAUGCCGAAGAAGAGAUGCCAACUAACUACUCUUAUUCUAAUUCCACCACAUCUAAACUCAUCCUAAUUAAUCCAGACGUGAUUGUCAAAGCUGUAUCUUCCCUCUGCUGUAAUUUGGUUUUGGCUCCAAGAGCCCCCUGACCUUGUUUUCCACCCAAAUUGAUGAUAGGGGAUAGGAAAGCAAAAGGUUGGAAAUCUAUCCAACCAUUUCACCUUUCAGUGGCCAAAAGAGACAAAGGACAUAAAGAAAGAAAGUAAGUUAUGAGGCGAAGGAGAUGUGGCCAUCUAAGAGAACUGGGACGCAGACAUAGAGCCUGUCUCAUCCACAGCCACAGAGCCUGUCUCAUCUACAGCCAUACAGCCUGUCUCAGCCUCAGCCAUAUAGCCUGUCUCAGCCACAGCCAUGCAGCCUGUCUCAGCCACAGCCAUACAGCCUCUCAGCCACAGCCAUACAGCCUGUCUCAUCCUCAAUACAGGAAGGAAUAGUGUGCUGCUCAGGAAGUCCACCACUUUCAAGGUCCCUGCCUUUCUUUUCCUGGCCGCCUGUCAGCGUGCUGCAAUUAGUCCCUAGGAGCCUAUUUAUAGGCCUAUCUUACUAUCUCCAGUUAAACAAUAGGACAAUAGGGUACACACAUGCUCUGUCUGAUGGCAAUCUGCAGGGCUUCAGCGUUGACAGGAGCAAUUGAGACCUCUCUCCUUGGCAGGUUUCCCAGGUCAAAUCAAUCAACUGAUCUCUCUUGUAAAUGUACAGUGUUGAUGAGUGCACCGUUACAGUCUGUAGUAGAGAUACAGUGUAGAACAUAGAUGGUAGAUAAAUGACAGGUGAGGUUUGGUGGUAUUUGAUUAAUCAUACUAAUGUAUUCUUAAUCAAUUCGAUAGGCAGGCCCAAAUGUUUGGCUCUGGGUUCUCAUUUUCAAUAGUUAUUCCAGAAUAUGGAAGUUUCAAGUGGUGUUACUGUUAGGUGUCUAAAAGGUUGUUAUAAUAUUGCUCUUCUUCUUCACUGUCUCAGAGUCCAAAAUGGAAAUCAUCACCCACACAGCAGAUGUGUUGCUGGGUGAGAAUUCCAUGCUCCUCUGCAAAGGUUGGUACAAUGUUCUGGCCAAUUCCAUAAGAGCAACAUUUUACCCUGCUUGAACAAAUACAAUAUAAUGCGAAAAAUGUAAAGGGUAGAGUGUCUUCUGCAUAUUGUAGUACACUGGCAUAUGCAGUUGUAUGAAUUUAUAUAUCCUUAACAAAUUAUUAAUAUAUGAUACACACAAUCACACAUAACCCCUCUUAGCUGGUGGGGAAGGAGAGAUCACCUGGCAGAAAGAUGGAGAGGAUGCUGAAGAUGAACAGUUUGAGAAAGUGGAUGAGACAUCGUCAAAACUGUUCAUCAGGAAUGCCAAGAUGGAGGAUGCAGGACGGUACACAUGCCUCUGUGAAUUUGAGACAGGUCACAGAGAUGAUGUAUCCUUGACCAUCUUUGUCUACGGUAAGAUGUUUAAAGUAAAACUUUUCACCUGGCUAAUAUGACCAAGAGUCAGUGUUGAAGGGUAUUUCUCGUAUUGUUUGAGUAUUGAGCUAAUUAAGUUGGCUUGCAAGAUCAAAGACGCUAUAUUGCUCAUAUCCCUGUCACACACACACACACGUUUGACCCCCUAAACCCUUAACCCUAACCUUAACCCCAAACCCCCAACUCAAUUCCUAACCCUAAACCUAACCCCUAACCCUAACCCUAAUUCUAACCCUAACCCUAAACCUAACCCCUAAGCCUAAAAUAGCCUUUUUCCUUGUGGGGAAUGGUGAAAUUUUCACAGUGACCCUCUCGCUCUCUCCAUCCCUCUCUCAACUCACCCAGAGCGGCCAUCCUUCGGGCAAACACCGGUCUACCAUGAGUUCCUGGAGGGUCAAGAUGCGGUUAUCACCUGCAUGGUCACUGGCAAGCCGGGGGUGGAAGUCAACUGGGAGAGGGACCAUCAGAAACUGCACUCUGACGGUAGGAGGGGUGCCCUCGCAAUGGCCGCUUCUGACAGUUCACGUGGUAUGGGGGUCUCUUAGCUUCCUAGCUCCUCACACUAGCUGCGUGCCUGCCUGUGACUGAUGGAGAGGUGGCGAUGGUGGACACGCUGUUGAGGGGCGGGAGGGGUCAUGUAGCUCAUAGGCUAUUCCGAUUUGCCACCAAAUCGAGGGAUGCUUUCCGGACUCUUCCCCGGAAACAUCUGAUUCAAAUCUGACAACCUUAAAGAGAGAGCGUGAUUGCUUUUUGAAGCUUGGUUAUAAUGAUGAUGAAGCAGACAGAACGUGUUCCUGACGCUGAGAUGGGGCUGAUCUUUCUUUUCCCUGUUGCCAUGUCUUGCUCCCAGCAGGUCGGAUCACAAUACUGAAAGACAACUCUCUACAGAUCAAGAACAUCAACAGGAAGGAUCAUGGAUCCUAUACCUGUGAGGGCAAAAUCAAGGACCGGCACAUUUCCGAAAAGAUCGUCAUCACCAUUUUUGUCAACGGUGGGGUCUACUCAAAGUGAAGGAGGGAAUAAGGGAUAUUUUAGGAUCUUUAUUUCAUAUAAACUCUGUAUAGACCAGAGGAUUAGGUGUGGUGUUGUAUUUGACUAUACUAAAUCAUGUCUCCUCUGACCCUCCUGCUGUAGUUCCUCCCACAGUGAAGAUCCAUGAGGAGGUGAAGAAUGUCAUGGCCGGACCAGAGACCAAUGUCUCCCUCAGUUGCCUGGUCGAGGGAGUCCCCCAACCGAACAUCACCUGGACAACGUGAGUGUGUGUGUGUGUGUGUGUUUGCUCACACCACUCAUGUGCAUGUGUGUAAAGCCAGAGUUUCCUGCUCGAUACAGUUUGCAAUAAAACAGAGAGAGAUCGAGAGAGAGAGCGAGAGAGAGAGAGAGAGAGAGAGAGAGAGAGAGAGAGAGAGAGAGAGAGAGAGAGAGAGAGAGAGAGAGAGAGAGAGAGAGAGAGAGAGAGAGAGAAUAAAACAGUGUAUUGGAAAGUGUGUGUUUGGGUGAAGGCGUCCAGUGUGUCUAUAUUUAUGUGGUCAUCUAUGUCUCAGUGCAUCACUAAUGUGGCGUGCCAUCCUGUCUGUGAGGUUGACUGUGUGUCUCACUUCCUGUCAGCUUCCUUAUCAGCACCGUGCUAAUGUUCUGUAGCACCAGGCCUCACGUCUGUCUGUCUGUCUGUCUGUCUGUCUGUUGGUGCUUCCCUCCUCAGCCCAGACUCUUCAGAUGAGUCCCGCUACAAGUACAACUCAGACAAGAGUGAGCUGAUUAUCUCGUCCGUAGUCAGGAGUGACUAUGGAGAGUACAUCUGCACGGCCAAGAAUAAGAUCGCAGAGAGCAGUGCCAUGAUCAUGCUGGAUGUCUCAGGUGUGGUUUUUUAGAGAAAAACAAACAGCUUUAGCUUCAUAAAACCAAGCUUUCUCCAAAAGAACAGAUUAAAAAUAGCUUGUUAUUUGAAUACUUCCUUCCAGAUGUUUACGUUCCUGAUAUACAGAGAUAUCAUGGAGAAUUUGAUUCUGUGUAUGCAACCAUUUUCUGUCAGACAGUCUAGUGAGCCUGAGCCAAUAGAAGGUGUUUCGGAAAACAAACCAUUUGAUCCCAUUCAAACCCAUUACCUGUGUACCAUUUUCAAUUUGAACGUUAAACCAGGGAAAAGCAGCAGUGUGUGUCUCUCAUCAGAUAAUAAAUAAAAGUUAAUCUUCAGGUGUCUGCACAGAAUGAGUACCUUGGAGGAAAAUGGGGAAGGUUCAUGGUUUUUCAAUUUCAGUCAAGUGGAGGGUUUAGUAUUUUUUUAAAAUCUAGUUCUGGGGAGGGUCAUGUAAUUUGUAAUUGAUGAAAUUUCAAUAUUUCUCAGUAUUUUAGAAUGAGUUGCUUAUUAGACUAUAUAUGGACGUGUGCCUGAUGCCACCCCUCAUCUCUGAUUCUCCACUGGUUGGACAAUAUCAGGUGUGCCUACAGGCUAUUUAGAGUGGUCUUAAUCAAAUGUAGGCUAAAGGCUACGAAGUGCAUGCUCGGAGAAGCACAGAGCAAAGUUAUAUUCCUAAGAUAGCUGCUGGGAUGGUGUAAAUAAAACUAGGCUGCAUUACACACUGCAAUGGAUAUUCCAACCCUGAGCCCCGGCCACCUCUGCUCUUGUUGAUCAAAAACCUUUUUGUGUCCUGCCUAACCAAUGGCUGUGCUGUGUAGGCCUAAGGUGGCAGUUCAGGAGGAGAGUCCAAGGCAUUUUUUUAUUAGGCCUAGUCUAAAAAUGCACUAACUUGAGCGCAGACUAGCCUAUAGCCUAUGUUCUGUUCAGUUUGAGGAGAGCACAAAGAUGAGAAGGAGGAUCGGAGGUCAACUUUGAUAGCUUGCUACUACUAUCAUUUAUUUUGAUUAAAAACAAUAUGUUUCUUGCCCAUGUAUUUCUUCAUUUUAAUUCAACUUUACUAACAACAAGAGGGCUUUGUGUUGGAGCAUAUUUCUUCCUAUUUAAGAAAUAAGAGGUAGGUCUACCUGGUUUGACAGACGAAAUUAGGUUAUAGGCUGCUAUAUCCAUAGAUUUGUCCGUCAAUUCCUCCACCCACCAUGCACUCUUUAAAUAGCCCACCCCCGUGUCAGUGAAGGGUUGUUAAGUUAAAACCAAGACUCAAAUUGAGGGGGUAUGAGAGGGUAUGCCAUAGGCCUACCUUUUAUUAAAGAAAAGGGCAAAAAGCACAGGCCUACCCCUUGUUAACUUAAGAUUUUGAAGAAAAUAAAACAGAAUCCGAUUACAUAAAAUGAUCUACACUAAAUGUACAAAACACCUGCUCUUUCCAUGACAUAGACUGACCAGGUGAAUCCAGGUGAACACUAUGGUCCCUUAUUGAUGUCACGUGUUAUUCAAUCAGUGUAGAUGAAGGGGAGAAGACAGGUUAAAGACAGGUUAAGCCUUAAGACAAUUGAGACAUGGAUUAUGUGUGCCAUUCAGAGGGUGAAUGGGCAAGACAAAACAUAUGCUGAGGAAUAUUUCUGUCUUUAAUAAAGCCAUGUGAUGUGAAAUCCAUAGAUUAGGACCAAAUGAAUUCAUUUCAAUUGACUGAUUUCCUUCUAUGAACUGUAACUCAGUAAAAUCUUUGAAAUUGUUGCAUGUUGCGUUGAUUUUUUUGUUCAGUAUAAUUCUGUCACUAUCAGUUGAUUAAGCUAUUCACUUUCUGUCCAAUAGAAGAUGUUUAAACCCGGACAGCUUUUAGGGAAACACUUGUGACCUUCUCUCGUUGGGUCAAACCAUGGAAGAAGAGCAGCCAGCAGUUAAAGCUUACAUUUUUCUGCGUCGGUAGGCGUACUCCUCAUAUGUCUCAGAUUUAAUUAUUUACAAACAGGGACAGGUUCAUUGCAAACAAGACAAACUGAUUUGGCAUUGGAGAAAUAUGAUAAGAUGAACACAUAGGCCUAUCUCUCUGUCCAGUCUUAGCCUGUAAUUUCGGUAAUUUGUGUGGUAUUAAAAAAGAUUCUGCUAAUAUGUAAAAUUACGUAGAAUUACAUGAAAUGUUUAUACAUGUUUUCUCAGACCUGCAAAUACGAUGAUAGAUUUAUGCAGUGCUUUUACUAUAAAGGAAAUCUUUCCACCUUGUCCACGGUGGUCUGCAAACCCACAACCUUCUGGCCCUGGCCGCAGCCCUGUGCGCAAUCAACAUUCCUGCGUUGCCAUGUAAUGCUUACAGGACAAAGAACAGUUUCUAAAACGUCAUAUCUAAGGCUCUGGUCUGUCCAAGGAGAGAGGGUAAACAGUAGACAUGUUCCCUGCUUUCCACUUUAUGUUUUCAUUAUUAUUUUGGGUAUAGGGGAGGGUCACUUGUUUUUUGUUUUUUAUGUUCAGGGAAGGUUAAAUAUAUUUUGCUGAAGGAAGGCCCAUCCAUUUUUAUUUCAGAGAGGUUAGAUUUUCUCCAUGUAACCCUUAUCAUAAAUAACGUUCACUCCCUAACCAUACACAAGACCAAUAUCUUGCUGGCUUAACCAUACACAAGACCAAUAUCUUGCUGGCUUAACCAUACACAAGACCAAUAUCUUGCUGGCUUAACCAUACACAAGACCAAUAUCUUGCUGGCUUAACCAUACACAAGACCAAUAUCUUGCUGGCUUAACCAUACACAAGACCAAUAUCAUGCUGGUCUUCGAAGCCAUCUGAACACACAACUCACAAUCAUUUUUCCUAUUUAACAGAAGAUGAAUAUAUAUUGUUAAUAAUUUGCACAUAUUCUUAUCUAAUGUAAUUUGUUUGUGAUUGUCACACAAAGCACUCAGUUCUUCCUGUCUCUUGUUCUGUACGUGUCUCCAGAGCAUCCUGUAGCAAUGCUGAGCCAGGAGAAGAUGGAGGUGGAGCCUGGCCAGACACUCUCAGUGUCCUGUAACGUCUCAGGACACCCUAUGCCCGCGCUGCAGUGGGUCAGGAAGACCAACAAUGACCACCUCGUAAAAGUAGUAAGACAGACGUUUUUUUAAAUUAAAAAGACUGAUGAUAUGAUACGUUCACACAGUGGCAUUAAUUACUAAAAACAUUGGGGGAGAACCAGGCAGAGAAUUAGUUUUUUGUUAUAUUUCUCUCCUCUGAAUUCCUGUCUGGUUGUGUUUGUGUGGACACAGGACGCUGGUGGAGGUCGAGUGAGAAUGGAGGAUGGCUAUGUCCUGGUCAUUGACAAUGUGACACCCUCUGAUGGAGGUCUAUACAGCUGCAUGGCUAUCAGUCCUGUUGGCAACACCUCCACAGACUUCAGCCUGCAGAGUAAGGCCACUCUUGACCUUCCUACUCUUUUAUGAUAAUACUUAGCGCUAACACAACAUCCCACUGGACACAGACGUCCGUUCAAUGUUUAAUUUUGAUUUACAGUUGGUUGACUAACUAACUAAAAUGUCACCAUGUCAUUGGAUUUAGGUUAAAAGUUGGGUAAAAAACUUUUUUCAAAUCCAAUCAGUUUUUUACGUUGAUUCAACAUCAUCGCAUUUAAUUUUGGGGUUUAAAUGACAUGGAAACAACGUUGAGUCAACCAGUUUUCACCUUUCUAUAAAGGGACAAGCAGCCACAAACCACUAUAAUAUUAAAAAAUAACUGAAAACAAUGGGAGUUUUUAACUUAAGUGUAGGUACUCUAUUUACAUUUGCAGUGAUCACCGUUUUUUGUUUCUAAUGGCAAUGUUCUUCUUCUUUCAUCCUGACAUGCUCAUUCUCUCUUCACCUCUCUCUGUCUUUGAACUGCUCUGCACCUCCCUCCUUCCACCCUCUCGUUCUCCAUUUUUCUCUUAUCUCUCCUCCCCCAGCCUGGCCAGGUAAAGCAUCCCAGGUGAGUGGCACCCCAGGGCCCACGUCGGUCCACUUCACCCUGGGGGCUUCCCUGGUGGACGGGGGCUCUCCCAUCACCAACUUCAUCCUCCAGUGGAAGACAGGAAGUGAGAACAAUUGGCAGGAGAGAGUCAUCCAGUCCACAGGUAAAAACCUGACUCUCAGUGACCAAUCUAUUUAAUGAAAUACUGUAGAUGAUGUUUGGGACAGUUACAUAAGAUGAAUCCAAUGAAUACGUUGAGGACUAGAAGUCGUAUCUGAAUACUGAUUUCCCUAAAACCAGGGGAGGCCUCUGAUGACGAUUUUAGUGAUAUGACUGAGUAGUUUGAGUGUAUAAAUAUAAAAGUGAUAUGUGUGUGUUCAUGCACUCUGUUGUUUGUGUGCAGACCCCCUGGUGAUCACACAUCUGUUUCCCUACACCUCCUACUCUGUCCGAUUUGCCCCUCGGAACAACCUGGGACAGGGAGGUUUCUCAGACGAGCUCACCGUCCGCACACAGGGCAUACGUGAGUGUCACCCUCCUCUUCCUCCUCUCUCUCUCUUCACUCCGAAUCGCAUCAUAUCUAGGCAAAUGCAGUAUAAUUAUUAUUAAAUGUCACCAACUAUCGUUGUUCAAACUGCAUUACUUGUGUUAACAAGCUAUGUCCAUAUUGUGAUACAAACUAUAUCCAUAUUGCCUACUGUUUUGAGUUUCUAUAUAUAUUGGCUGGAAGAAAUGUUCAUCUGCCAUCAUUCACUCAUUCCACUGUCACAUGAUCAUCCACAUGACAUCGUCACCUGCUCGCUGACGGCUACUCAUGCUCCAUUAUUGCCCCACUCCUGAUGUCAUCAUCCCAUUCCAUUGGCAUUCGGCCCCGCAGGAGGUAAAGUACUGACACGUGUUGUGAAACUCUGCAAAGCCAGUUUUUUCAUGGAUAACCAACCUACCAUAAUGACAGUAGAUUUUACUACAACACUGUGUAGUUAUAAGCUGACUGAUGCAUGAACACGCCUGACCUCCUGUACCUACUGUACCAACACACUGCCCCUCCCUUCCCAGGGGAACCAGACAGCCCGGUCCUGGUGGCCAGCGAGGGGAAGGUUGAGGGCAAUAUGUUCUCAAUCCCUUUAACGCAGUUGGACAACGGAGGCUCCCCCAUUAUCCACUACAUUGUCCGCUACAGAGUGGUGAGUAUGCAUGCGUUUUUGUUUUUCAGUGAAGACAAAAGAUCAAGACAUUACAGAGUGUGCAUGUCCUUAACCCCCCACUCUCUGUCUCUCUCUUAGAAUAAGGUGGACGAGGACUGGAGGCAGAAGGACCUGCCAUCCAACUCGACAGUGAUCAACCUCCAUGACCUGCAGUAUAAUUCAGACUACCACAUGGAGGUGCUAGCCGUCAACCCCAACGGCUCCUCCAGCCCCGCCAAGCUCAACUUCAACAUCCCACAGCCUGGUAAGCUGCUAUGGCAUACUGUAGUAGUGAAAUAAAUCUUGAGACCAUCUGAGAGGUGUCAGAGGCAAGGACACACCAGAACUCAACAACAAUAUAGCAAACAAUUAUAUACUUUAUUAAACAUUUAAUUUCAUAAGACUGCGUGGAGUAUCUGAGAUAGGCGCCCUACUAUAUUUAUGCAGUCUAUGCAACUCAACUGGAGCCUGAGUAGGAAGCGAAAACUGUGGGGUAAGAAACACAUAGGCUAUGAGCUUAAUUACACACUAGGAGGUGACACUGCACACAAAGGUGGGAACAUGUGGUUACAAGGCAAACUGGACAUCAAAUACUCUUAAAGCAUGCGACCGACUUCACUGCAGACAGGUGCUUGGACCAACACAAACAGUCAAAAGACCCACACGAUAGUGAUAAAGGCAUAUAUAGGACCCAGCCCUCUUAAGCUACAUAACUGUUCUGCCCGCCCUUCAUAACCCCUGCUGUAAUUUAAAAAGCUACUCCUAACAACUAAACACAUUUAACAGGACUUAGCCAACAGAAUAGGUACAGACAUGACACUAAACAUUUAAAUGUCAUAUUUAAACACAUUUAGCUUGUCUAGCUGACGAGACGCUCCUGUGGGGUCUGAGCGUGUGCACCCUUGCUGAGACGGCAGGCAUGGCAAGUUGCAGGCCGACAGUAGGCACAUACCUUAGAUGCACUGAGUAGCCUUAGCUUUAAGCAACAACCCAAAAAAUAGCUUUCUUAUCUGGUUGUCGUCGGCAGCCCUACACAGCAGCGAAUGACACCCUCCCACCAUUAUAGGGUGAGUGCAGCUUUACCACAGUUACAUACUGGAAAACGGACUAUUGCCCAAUAGAGAGGAAAAUAUCUCUGAACUAAAAACAGUUACAGAACAGAGCAGCCAGAGCAGGAUAAAUAUGAUUCUCUCUCCCUCGCUGUGUCUCUCUCUCCUUCUCUCCCUCCCUUUCAUCCCCUCCCUUCCCUUCUUCCCUUUCAGUAGCCAAGAUGAAUCAGGGUGGGAUGGGGAAAGGGGCUGUGGCAGGCAUUGUCAUGCUCAUCUUCUUGGUGCUACUGAUCGCCGUGGACACCACCUGUUGCUAUACCAACCGCUGCGGCAUGUUGAUGUUCCUGGCUGUCAAGCUGUUUGGGCAGAAGGUCCCUGGGAUGAAGACUGUGGAGGAGGGUGAUGGCAUCUCUAAUGGGUAACACUGUUCUCUAGCCUACUGUCUGUCUGUUCCUCAACGUAACGUGUUCAGAGGGUUGUAGUGUGGUUAUGUGUGUUUCUCUAUAUGAACCCUCCUGAGCCUCAGUUUAUGUGUGUCCUUCAAUGCAGAGACUUGAAGUUGAAUGGGCUAGGCAUACCGAGGGAUAGCAUCCCAAAACUGCAGACACAAAAUGUGGCAAAGAAUGGGUUGCAGGCGGAGGUCACAUGCGACAAAGCGCCCCUCACCAAAUUCGAGUAGGUGGCCCAUGAUGAUGUCAGAGGGGUGGACACAGCCCACCCUCGCCCUAAACGGUCUGUGAUCCAUAAAAAAUGGCAAAAAGAGGCACCUCUGCACUUAUAAGUCAGCAAGUGUGUUUGAUCACUGACUAAUUAUAUUAUAAGUAAUAUAACCAUGUGCAAAGUGAUUCCCUUAGCCAUUUUUUUAUACCCAUUUUAAUUGUUAGGUAGCCACCACCCACUUGCCACUGCUAGAGUCUUUGAUGAUUUGAACUGACGAACACAGGAAUACCCUCUCAGAUUUAGAAGGCACACAGUCUUAUUUUCCUGUAUUUGCAUGUGCGUAUUUCGUUACUGAGGUAAAGACUCAUUAAAUAUUUCCAUGGCUAGCUGUAUUGAGUUGUAUUUUAUAUCUAACCUGACCCAUCAUUUCCUGUCAGGAAAACGUCCCCCAAUGGAGAUCCAGCCACAGAGGCCUGAGUUACUGAACAGGAAGUGACAUCAUAGUAUCUGAAGAAUGGAACCAGUAAAUGCCAAAGUUGAAAGGAGGAAGUAUUGUGAGUUGGGGGUCUUAGUUAAAUGUUUUUUGAGAGUUCCCAGGACAGUCCAAGUUGAGAAAGAAAAAGGAUUAGGAAAGUUAUCUGUGAACUCUAAUGUCUAUGUGUAAUUUCAUCCAACCCUGUGCAAUCUCAUGUUAAGUGUUACGUUUCCUUGAUUUUAUAUUUCAGUACAUUCAUGUUAUAUUUCAGCACUUUAAGGCUGCUGUAAAUUGUCAGGGAGACCUUCGUAGUUUAUGAAUUGAAUCAUAACUCAUUAUUUAUUGAAGUCUAUAUUCACUUUAAUCUGCAAAAAAUCUGUAAGUGACAUAUCAUUAUUUAAUAAGGACAGUUUAUUCUAACAUAUUAACAUAUUUCCACAUUCAAUAUACAGUAUCCAGCAUGAUCACAUUAACAAAUAACAACGUGUCAAAAUUACAUCUCUUCAAGGAUUGUAAUCAUGACAAAUAUACAGAGCUCUUAUAUAUUACAGAGAAAUAUGAUAUGCUUAUUUUUUUAAUAAUCUGUUGUUAAAUUGCAUUCCCUGUGUGCUCAUGUAAUCGUUUUAUGUUUGUAUUUGUAUAAUUAUCCAAUUUUUUACUGUUUAUUUUGUAUAUUGUACACUGUACAUAGUUUGUACAUACACAUACACCAUAACAGCUAUGUAUUUAGCUAUUUUAAAAAAUUGACUUAAAAACAUGCUUGUUUUCAUUCACUUUUCUUCAGAUGCCCAUACUGUAGGCCAGGACUGCCCAACCCUGUUCCUG
Coregonus sp. 'balchen' is the source of this 12666-nucleotide messenger RNA. NCBI's taxonomy places the organism in Eukaryota, Metazoa, Chordata, Actinopteri, Salmoniformes, Salmonidae. The record is from the annotation of a GenBank genome assembly.